GAGAGGAAGGGAAGUCCGAAGACACACAUACACACAAAGCUCAGCCAGCAUUGUGCGCGUUUACAGACGGGAGACCACAAACGAUCCGAAUAAAGACUGCGAAACAUGGGGAGAUAGAGAUCGGAUUUUAAAGCAGACCGGACUCAGUCCUCCUCACAACCCCCAAAGCAUCUUCAGGACCCGGAACGGCUCCAUGAUCUGAAGGUACCGGCCCGGCAGAGUAUGACCCAGUACCAGCCGCCAGGUAUAAUCAACCUGACCAGCUUCAGCGCAGUGAAAGCCGAGCCCACAUCUGCGUCGCCCCUCUCAGCCAGCAUGGCCAACAGCACCGCUGCCACCCCGGGCAAAGUCCUGGGCACCCCUGGCCCCGCCGGGCGGCUCAGCCCUGAGGGAACACAGGUGCUCAGCAAGAAAAAGCUGCAGGACCUCGUGCGAGAGAUUGACCCCAACGAGCAGCUGGAUGAAGAUGUGGAGGAGAUGCUUCUGCAGAUCGCCGAUGACUUCAUCGAGAGCGUGGUGACGGCCGCCUGCCAGCUCGCCCGCCACCGCAAGUCGAACACCCUGGAAGUGAAGGAUGUGCAGCUGCACCUGGAACGGCAGUGGAACAUGUGGAUUCCGGGCUUCGGCUCCGAUGAGAUCCGGCCGUACAAAAAGGCCUGUACCACGGAGGCCCACAAACAGAGGAUGGCACUGAUCCGCAAAACUACCAAAAAAUAGCGAGACUUGAAGCAGCUGGACGGACGCCUUCGCGAUCUUCCUCUUUUUUUGUUUUUUCCUUCCCUUUUUCGAAGCAGAGCUUGGGUAUGUGGGGACAGUGUAAGAAAACGGAGGGAAUGGGGUUGUAACUAAUGUCAUAGGGGUUAAUAUUGUGUACAUUGGGGAAGGGCGUGGGUGUGGGUGGGGCCGGGAGAGGGGGUUUUAGUGUAUUACCUGCAGCCUGUAUGUGUCAGCUUUGUGUACGCUGCUGCCGGUCCUCGAAGGCGGCCGUCACUGUGUCGGAGAAUCUCGAGAACGCGUCGUCUCACUCAGAUUUGCUGUUUGUGAACCACAGACUUGCCAGACCUCAUAAAGCAGUCCCCGUUUGUUUUAUGCUUGUUGUCAGCUCUGGUGCGUGCGUGUCUGGGAACGGGGACUGUUCCGCGUGCGACGCAGCUUUUUGAACCCAGGCGUGGCCCUGGAAAUGGAGAGAUGCUGGUGUCAUUUACCAUGACCAUUGCUGUUUGCCCACUCAUCUUCUCCCUCAGCUCUCUCCUUUUAGGGAGCACACACCCGCUCUCAGAGGCCCUGGUACAUGCACACAGCACACAAAGCUUACACUGUCAUCACCUUAUCUCAUUAUCAGUUCCCUUUUGGGUUUUCCUUCCGCAGGCUGUGUCGUUAUUAGUUGUUUUGUGUUCGAAGUUUGUCCCAACCAUCGGUUCUUUGAACUUUUACUGCGUCAUUUAUGACAGGAAGACUACAAUGACCACAAUGCACCUGAAAUGAGACAACAAUAGCCUCAGUGCAGCAGAUUCACUAGUUUUGUUUUUUUUUCCUCUCUUUUCUUUUUAGGUUUGGAAUUGCACGUGCUGUUGUGUUUAGCGUAUUCAGUACUGUCGGUUUUUGUCUUUUUAAUAUUUUCUAUUGAUGUGUACAUUUCAUAUCGAGGCCAGGGACACGGUGAGCACGCGGUAGGGUCACCUUGUUCGUCACCCAGUCGAAGCCUGUUCUUUUUUUUUUUCUUCUCUCGUCGAUGUUGUUGGCUUGAAAAGCAGAUGUCAGGGGUUCAUGUUUUAUGUAACGGGGCUCAGUGUGUGCUUUGCCGAAAGAA
Molecule: messenger RNA, 1810 nt
Organism: Megalops cyprinoides (Indo-Pacific tarpon)
Lineage: Eukaryota; Metazoa; Chordata; Actinopteri; Elopiformes; Megalopidae
Gene: taf12
Product: TAF12 RNA polymerase II, TATA box binding protein (TBP)-associated factor
Exons: 6
Coding region: 223-717 (164 amino acids)
Biological process (GO): DNA-templated transcription initiation; RNA polymerase II preinitiation complex assembly
Cellular component (GO): SLIK (SAGA-like) complex; transcription factor TFIID complex; SAGA complex
Molecular function (GO): protein heterodimerization activity; DNA binding; TBP-class protein binding
Source: RefSeq, a predicted model, not a curated record